AUUCGGCGACUUAAGAAAACUUAAAUUAAGUGAGGUUUAAAUCGAGUUUGACAUACGGUGAAACGAAAAUAUUUACUUUAAUAAGCGGGCCUUAAUCUUAAGCUGGCCUUAAUAUGGUCGGUGCAAACGGCCCUUAAGAAAUAAGGCUUAUGUCAAAAUUGUCAAAUUAUAAAUUGUCAAUUGUCAAUCGUGUUAGCGCGAACAUAAUAAAUAGAAUAAAUACUGUAAUAGAAUAAACAUUUUUGUCUUUUGUUAAUAAUUCUUGGUUUUGUUAUAUAGUAUGUUCUGGCUGUGAUAUGAAAUAUGGAAAAAUCAAAAUUAAACGAGAUGGUGAAGGCAUUACAAGAUGCUGGUAUGUAUGAAAAUAACUUGACUGAACAAGAUAUACAAGAGAUUUACAAAGCAGUAUCAAAUUCAAAAGAUACUGCAUUAGAAGAAUCCCGAAAAUAUGAAAGCGAUGAAGAUUUGUUUGAAGAAGCAAGUACACAAACUUUACCUAAUGUCAAAAAUGUAGAAGUAGAGAUUACCUCUAAAAAAGAGGAGAGCAAAAAUGUAUUUCAACCAAAAACUUGGACAUUUGACAAAAAACCUUCGGAUACACAAAAUGGUUCCACAAAAGAGGAAAAUUCUGCUGAAGAUGCUACAAAAGCUAAUAUUAGGUUUGAAGAUAUGGUAACUCCCAAUGAACCAAUGCUCAAAAUAAUUUAUCAUCCAAAGCAAUUUACUAAUAUUCAAAAUUGUCAGAAAUUUUUAAAAGCAGAUGUUUCUACAAAAGCAAUGAUGUUAUAUAGCUAUCACACUAACAUGGAGAGAUUAAGAUCCAAGUUAGCUAGGCAAUCUUUUUAUGCAGUUGCUAUGCCAAAACCCAUUGUUCUGAAAGAACAAGUGAUUCCUUCCCUUGACAGGGAUGAUGACUUUGAGGAUACUUAUAUUAGUAGAUCUGGCCGCCAAACAAAACGAAAAUGCUACUAUACUGAAGAAGAAAAUUCCCAGGACCAAGAAACCGUAAGUUCAUCUAACAAAAAACAAAAAUCCAAGAAUGAAGAUGAACAGGAGUGGUUAUCAAAAACAAAAUCAGCGAGCAAAACAGUUGGCAAGAAAUUAGAUUUAACACCAAAGUUAGAUUUAACACCAAAGAUAGAUUCACAGAAAUUUAUGGAAAUUCAACCAGUAGAAGAAGAGGAAAAAGAGAUCCAGAAUGAUGAUAAGAAGGAAGUAGCUAAGCCAAGGUCAAAGAAACUUACAAAUAAUGAGAAAAUUAUGAGUAAGUCAUCUUUAUUUGCAGAGCCUAUCAAAAAAAGUAGAACGCCGCGAUGUGAGCUUAUGUUUGAUAAAUUGAGAGAAGAAACAGUUAAGAAGCAAAAGGAGGAAAAGGAACAGGAAAGGUUCGAAAGAAGUUUAAAUGUGGAUUCGGACGAUAAUCAGGUUGAUAGUCAAAAAGAUGAAGAUAUCAUUAGUAUAGAGGCGGAACCAGUAAGGCGUCGUGUCAUUCCUCCUAUACCUACAAAAAGAAGACCUAUUGGUAACCGGAAUAAACAACAACAGCAAACAAAUAGACUCGCUGACGCACUUGAUAAGAUCGUACCGAGUAGAACUCGACAGAACGAUAAAUCUCCCGUUAAAGAAAAUGAUGCUACAGUUUCUUCCUCAACAUCAGUUGGAUCGUCGACAGAUGUUAAUUGUCCUGUGUGUGACAAAUUAUAUUCGAAGGAGACAGUAGAGGCACAUGCUUGGACUUGUGGUCAGGGGGAACAAAUGGUCACAAGGUCUGCCUUGCAAUCCUCAUCCAAGCUAUCGUGUGAAAUAUGUGAUAAAGUUGUCCUUGAUGAUUAUGAUCUCCAUGUACAGCAAUGCUUGGAUCAAGAGAAAAAGAAAAAUAAAACAAAAUAACUUCAUUGUUUGAUUUAAUAAUUAUAUUUUAUUGUUUUUGUUUAUAAGAAGUAUAUCAAUACUCGUUGAAAAUAGUUCUAAUGUGUUAGGUUAUUAUUUUCAAAGGUUGAGUUAAUAUAUACAAUAAUAAUUCAAAAGCUGUGUAAAAAUAGAAGCUUUAUAAAAAACUUA
Diabrotica virgifera virgifera (western corn rootworm) is the source of this 2061-nucleotide messenger RNA. RefSeq names its product nexilin. The record is from RefSeq and is a predicted model, not a curated record. The transcript is spliced from 8 exons. NCBI's taxonomy places the organism in Eukaryota, Metazoa, Arthropoda, Insecta, Coleoptera, Chrysomelidae. Bases 304 to 1890 code for a protein of 528 amino acids.